AAAAAGAAAUUAUAAUAAUAAACAAAACUGGUAUAUGAACAUUUUUUUUAUACUUAUAACAAAUAAUUAAAUUUACAAAUAUAAAAAUAGAAAUUUUUAUUAAAAUAAUGAAAUAUUUAAUAUUAAUUUUAUUAAAAAUAAUUUUUUUAUUUAUAAAAUUAUCAAAUAAUCAAUCGGUACCAUCAAUACCAUGUCCAAAUAUAUUUAAUUAUUUUCGUAAUUCGAAAACAAAUGAAAUUGAAGGAUUUCUUAGUAUAUCAGAUAUUAAAACUGGUAGAGAAAAUGUAGUUAUAGUAAAAAUGUCAUAUCCACCGUAUGUUGUAAAUGAUAAUCCAGGGGUGAUUGGUCUCGCAAAAUCGGAGGCAGCAACGAAAAACGAUAUUAUACAACAUCAACCGGUUGCAUAUAAAAUCAUUUUUCCAACAAUUGACCCUGUACCAAAAUUACAAGAAGUAAUUUUUAAUGGUGCAAUAAUUUGCAGAAAUCAAGAUUAUCAAAGUGGAGACAGUGAAAUAACAUUAUCUUAUAAUUUAAAAGUACCAAAUUUACCUCAAAUACCAAGUACCUAUUCUGGCAUAACAAAUCGAGAUAGUAUCAUUCAAACACCAAAUAUUAAUUCAUUUGCAACUUCAAUAUCAGAACCAUUAAAUUUUCAAACAUCACAAAGCGAUAACACAAUUUCAUGUGGUAAUUCAAUAGCUCCAAUACGUUUAAUUUUUGGUGGUAGUAAAUUUCAAAAAGGUAGUUGGCCAUGGCUUGCUGCGAUGUUUAGAAGAACAUCAACAGGACAAUUUAAUUACAUAUGUAGCUCUAGUAUAAUAGCACCUAAUGCUGUAUUAUCUGCAGCACACUGUGUUAUUACUGAGAACGAUGUAAUUACUCAACCUCACGAUAUUGUUAUAGGAUUAGGAAUUUUUGAUUUAAAUAUAUGGAAUGAACCAAAUACAUUUAUAUCUAAUGUUCGUAAUAUAGUGCCACAUCCAGAUUAUAGUAAAACAAAUCGAUAUUAUGAUGCUGAUAUUGCUAUAAUAAUUUUAGAUAGAUCUUAUCCUUAUAACGAACGAAUUCGUCCAAUAUGCAUGUGGACUGGUAAAAGUAAUGUUAAUGAUAUUGUAAAUGAACAAGGUUAUGUAGCUGGUUGGGGUGUCGCUAAAGUUGGAGGUAAAACAGAACGUUUACCAAAUAUUAUUGAAUCAGAAAUUGUUUCCCAUGAUACAUGCCUUAAAUCAAAUAUUGCUUUUCACGAGUUAAUUUCAAAUAGAAAUUUUUGUGCUGGCUACAGAAAUGGACAAGGACCGUGUAAAGGUGAUAGUGGCAGUGGUUUCAUGAUUGAAAGAGGUGGAAAUUGGUAUUUGAGAGGAGUAGUUUCUGGUUCUUUAACUCAUGUUAAAACUGUUUGUAAUUUAAAUGAAUAUGCUAUUUAUACUGAUGUCGCAAAAUUUAGAAAAUGGAUACGCAGUUAUGUUAACUAUUAGAAUUAUUUAUUAAUACUAGUUAUGUUAACUAUUAAUUAAGUAUUUGUAAAAAAUAAAUUUAUGUUCUUUUUUUAGUUUCAAAAAAAAAAACUGUAUGUAAAUAACUUAAUUAUUUUCUAUUUAUAUUAUUUAAAUUACAAUUAUUACUUUAAAAGUGAAGUAUUCUAUAUUAUAAUCAAAAGAACGUAUUUGAACUUGAGUUUUCUUAUAGGUCAUUACGUCUAAAAUCGUGUAAUUACGUUUUCAGAGGAAAAGCAUUAUGCAACAUGGCAGUAUAGUUGAUUUCGCUGUUAUAUAGUGGU
Molecule: messenger RNA, 1777 nt
Organism: Condylostylus longicornis
Lineage: Eukaryota; Metazoa; Arthropoda; Insecta; Diptera; Dolichopodidae
Product: serine protease gd-like
Exons: 4
Coding region: 108-1475 (455 amino acids)
Biological process (GO): proteolysis
Molecular function (GO): serine-type endopeptidase activity
Source: RefSeq, a predicted model, not a curated record